UUGAAUACUUCUUUUGACUAAAUGAAUGAUGAUAGGCUUGUUUGAUUGUUUGUUCUUUGACAGAAACAUCUGUUGCUUGAGAGACUUCUGAGCACCUUCACUCUGCUUCCUAACCCGAAGAAGCGUGCCAUGUCUUUGCCACGCACACUUGGGGAGCUGCAGCUCUAUCGGGUGCUGCAAAGGGCCAACCUGCUGGCCUACUACGAAACCUUCAUCCAGCAGGGUGGCGAUGACGUGCAGCAGCUCUGCGAGGCGGCGGAGGACGAGUUCCUGGAGAUCAUGGCCCUGGUCGGCAUGGCCACCAAGCCACUGCAUGUGCGUAGGCUGCAGAAGGCCCUCCGAGAUUGGGCAGCGAAUCCUGCCCUUUUCAGCCAGCCCGUCUCCAGCCUGCCCUCCCUCGGGGGGAUCCCGCUGUUUAAAGUGGACAGCACAGGUCCAAGCGGAUCUGCGGGUGGACCGAGGAAGUCUUUGAGCAACGGGCAGCCGGGGUCACCGUCCGAGCGGGAGGAUCGGGCGUGUCUUACUCCCAUGCACAGUGGGAGCCCCCGGAGCCCCUGCUCUCAGGCCUCCCCACAGCCGCCAGACUCACAUUACCGGGAAAAACUGUCCCCCAUGGACCCACACUGGCUCACCCCAGAGCCUGAUGGGAACGGCACCUUCGCCUCUGCACCAGGAAUCGAAGAGGAUCCGCCCAGCCCGCCACAUCUACACGUAUGUCCCCUCGGUCCCUCCACAUCUCCAAGCUCAUCUUCUGCCCCCACCCCUCUGUCGGCUUGGCCCGGAGGACAACUGGACGGGGAGACGAGCCGCGCCGUGGCGGAAAGCGUGGAGAGACUCCUCAGGACUCUGCCACGCUCCGAUCAGACGGAGGUGAAGAGUCUCCUGAGGAUAAACAAGAAAAUAGCAAAGACCGUGGGACACAUCUUCAACAUGGGCUCACAGGACGUGAAGAAGGAAGAGGAGAUUCGCAAGUAUAGUCUCAUCUACGGACGCUUCGACUCCAAGCGGAGAGAAGGCAAGCUACUCACACAGCAUGAGUUGAUCAUCAAUGAGGCUGCCGCCCAGUUCUGUAUGCGCGACAACGCCCUUUUACUCAGGAGGGUGGAACUUUUCUCUUUGGCUCGGCAGGUGGCGAGAAAAUGUGCCUACACCUCCACUCUCAAGCAUGCAAGGUCAAACGUGGAGGAGAACAGUGCGCCGUUCCAGAAGAGAGCGAGGCUUGAAGUGACUGUGCCUGAGAGCACUUCGUCACUCCUCGGAACGGACGGCGCUGAGACCUUAAACCAGAGGACCGAUGAGGACAGCUUGUCUGCAGAAAGUCCAGACAGCGUUUCACAUGACAUGGGCUCACAGUGCAACCAGUCACCAUCGUCGUGCCCCCCCACCGACAGCUCCAACCAGACCCCUUGGAGUCGCCAUCUCAUGCAACAAACGCUUAUGGACGAAGGGCUGCGAUUGGCUCGCAUGGUGUCGCAUGACCGGGCCGCCAAGGUCAAAUUAGGGUCAGAUGGAACUCACUCCACAGAGCAUGCCAGUAAAGUUCCGCAGCGGAGCUCGAUCACAGUGUGCCGGAGCAUCAGCCCAAACAUCACCAAAGAAAACACCAAUCACAGAGGGAAGUGAAAAAAUAAAUAAAAUAAAAAUUAAAAUUUCCAAUCCACACGGCCAAGGACGGGCUCAGGACACCACUGACAUGAAGAGCAUCCAAUGGCGAUAACAUCACCAUCAACUUCAUAUGAUGACAUUAUAAGCCUACAGUGAACUGUUUGGACAUGUUAAUGGACAUUUUGUUAUUAAAAGCAUUCAUUCUGCA
Messenger RNA from Phycodurus eques (leafy seadragon), 1813 nucleotides. RefSeq names its product NGFI-A binding protein 2 (EGR1 binding protein 2) (gene nab2). Gene Ontology annotation, biological process: negative regulation of DNA-templated transcription. NCBI's taxonomy places the organism in Eukaryota, Metazoa, Chordata, Actinopteri, Syngnathiformes, Syngnathidae. Gene Ontology annotation, cellular component: nucleus. Bases 130 to 1623 code for a protein of 497 amino acids. The record is from RefSeq and is a predicted model, not a curated record. The transcript has 7 exons. Gene Ontology annotation, molecular function: transcription factor binding; transcription coregulator activity.